AUGCCGAGCAGAGCGUUCAGAAAUUUCCAGGCCUUGAGAGGCAUUCGGUAUGCCGUUGCACUUGCGAUUGUCUUGUUCGUCUGUUUAUCCAGACGCGGAGUAGCGGCCGACCUUGAGGUUGUCCCCUGCGAAUCGAGCGCGGCCGUCGUUUCACUCGCACUCAAGGAGACAACGAAAUCGGUCAAGUUCAAGUGUGCCCAGAAUUCAAGUCUGUACCCAACGGUGUCGGACAACAACAACAAGUUUUGCGUGGAUUCGAUGUGCCGACAGGAAGUCGACUUGGGCGAGUCGUAUAAUCUGUCGCAACAACCAGGGGCUACGGGUAGUUCACAUCUAAAGAGCCUGAGAACGGGAGAAUCACCAACCUACACGCUCACACUGACGAGACAGCCAGAGAAGUCACAAACUCUAUAUUUCCUGUGCAAAUCGACAGCGGCGGCCCCCGAGGAGGAGCGGGAAGAAACGGCAGAAACCUCGUCUGACAAGUCAACAAGUUGCAUAAUUCAGGUCGCCGUCUACGGCGCACAAGCCCUCUCCGAUGCAGCAUCAGAAAGGGUCUGUACGCUCGGCAGCAGCCUGGAGGAUGUCACCCUCAACUCCACGUCCAACAAGGUCACGUUCCGGUGCGGAGACGGCGGUACGCUGUCGCCUGUGAAUUUCGAAAAUGCGUUCGCAGGGGAACCGUGCUCAACAGAAACGAGCCUUGCUACUCUCGGUUUGCGUGCGACUCUCCUAGAAGGAAAAUCGGCUUCAAAAGACGCUGCAAAGGUUCCUGCAUACACCUUGGAGGUAUCGGAGUUUCCAGCAGGACCCGACUCCGCCCGGGUCUGCUACAAGUGUCACCAGCCAAGCAAGCAGAAAGAUCCUGCCGGUGACACAACGGCUUCCGAGUGUAAAGUUGUGAUUAAUGUGGCACCUGAUUCUGAAACGGGCGAUGACAAACCUGACGAUGAUGAGCCUGCUACAAGCGAUGCAACGGAACAUACUGGAGUCAACUUUGUUCUAUCCGGUGUCAUCGUCCUCACCGCAGCUCUCGGCCUGAACGAAGCCCUAAUGCACUUUGGCGGUCUUGGCGAGUGA
This is a messenger RNA of Neospora caninum, 1080 nucleotides long. RefSeq names its product SRS domain-containing protein. NCBI's taxonomy places the organism in Eukaryota, Apicomplexa, Conoidasida, Eucoccidiorida, Sarcocystidae. The coding region runs from base 1 to 1080 and encodes 359 amino acids. Gene Ontology annotation, cellular component: membrane. The record is from RefSeq and is a predicted model, not a curated record. The transcript is spliced from 2 exons.